AUGUCUACUAACGAGAAACGCGAUCUUGCCCCGGAUAACCACCUCCUCGCCGAGAUAUUCCCCAAUACUAAAACAAUUUCAACUGAAAUACUCUCUCAGAACUUCGUUUGUUGCACCUUUACUGCCCGCCUGGAGUCCGGAGAGGAAUUCAUCGUCCGUAUUGAACCUGAAGAUAGCCAGACCCGUGCAGUGUCUGCCAUACAAGAGCUCGCGGCCCAGGUAAUCCCAGACUACGUCCCUACAGUCCAUAAAACAGGAACGGCAUCAGACAAAGACGGAAGGAAGUUUGACUACUCAGUAACCACAUAUUUUAAAGGUGCCGUCACGCUGGAGAGUGUCUGGAGUGAUUUCACAGACGAUCAGCAGUUGCACGUUGCAGCGCAGGUUGCAUCUGUCGUUGAAAAGCUCCACAGUAUCAAUUUGGAUGGAAAGGCGCAGCAGUUUGGCAAGCCGGAAGAUAAAACUCCAUCUAUCCCACUUGGUGGCCCUUCGUUGGGAUUCUUCUCCAAUCUGUCCGAUCUGGUGUGUGGUCUCGUCAAAGCCGAAGAUGGGUUCAAACAGGUCACCAUCACUGAAACAGACGGGAACCUGGCAUUUGAGUGUGAAUAUGACGAUAUACCAUCUGUAUCCAUAUUUAAGGAGGACAUCCUCUCCUUGAAGAAGGAUAUUGUUCUCUGUCACAACGAUCUCGAGCCUCGAAAUAUCCUCGUCCGACAGGAUAACACAGACCACUACAAGAUCGUCGCGAUAAUCGACUGGGAAAUGGCAGGUUUCUUCCCUUUUACAUUCGAAUCCUUUUACAAAGACCUUGUCCUGGGGAGCUCCAAUCUGUAUUUCCCCUGGUACCGACUGUUCAAAGACCAGACAGCGCGGCUUCUCCCUAAACCAUUGCCAGCGGCCCAGGAAGCACUGCUUAAGACGUUGGAUAUGGUUCUUCAAGCAAACGCAAGGCCGCCAACUAGGAAUGUUGGGAGGUUUGUGCAGCGUAAAUGGAUUGCGAGAGAGCAGUUGGUGCGCAGUGAGGAUCUCUCGCUGGGAUGGGUGAGGAGCCCUGAAGCUGGUGAUGUUGGGAGGUUCACGAAGGAGGAUAAUGAGCAGUUGGAGUUGAGUGCUCUUAGGGAGUUGGGAUAUAUCAACUAG
Aspergillus versicolor CBS 583.65 is the source of this 1140-nucleotide messenger RNA. RefSeq names its product phosphotransferase family protein. The coding region runs from base 1 to 1140 and encodes 379 amino acids. The transcript has a single exon. The record is from RefSeq and is a predicted model, not a curated record. NCBI's taxonomy places the organism in Eukaryota, Fungi, Ascomycota, Eurotiomycetes, Eurotiales, Aspergillaceae.